Saxophila tyrrhenica is the source of this 729-nucleotide messenger RNA. RefSeq lists its product as uncharacterized. The record is from RefSeq and is a predicted model, not a curated record. The transcript has a single exon. NCBI's taxonomy places the organism in Eukaryota, Fungi, Ascomycota, Dothideomycetes, Mycosphaerellales, Extremaceae. The coding region runs from base 1 to 729 and encodes 242 amino acids.
AUGAGCCUGCGAUCCAGCUUGAGCAACAUCAUCCUGGGCGAGUCUUCCACCUCACAACACCCGCCCUCUGCAAUGUAUCCACCGCCAGGGCCACAGCAUUUCCCACCACCACACCAUCUUCCACUACCACAGCACUUCCCGCCACCACGAACGCCUUCACCCUCGUUCCGACAACCUUCACCAUCGUUGCAACAGCCUCUACCAUCCAUCCCCUGGCUCCUAAUCGACAAAGAAGAAGUCCGAAGCUCCCAGACCAACACCCCACUCUUCCACAUCACCCUCUCCGCCGCCCCAGGCUCGUGGUCCAGCAAAUCCUUGGUAACCCUAACCCGCGCGUCCACCGGCCUCCCACUCGGCAGCAUACGCAUCCGCUCCAGCACGGAAGUCAUCGAGCUCGAGGUCAACGGCGGGGCGACAACGAUGAAGGAGGACUCGAUGUGGGCGAGUUUUCGUUGGUACAUCCAUCCGGUUGUUUACCCAGGAGCCAAGUGGGUCUGGAGCGAGUCCAAGGGGGGGUUUAGGUUGACUGAUGGGGAUAAGAAUGGGCGGUUGCUAGCCACGGUUGAGGGAAAGACGUUGGUGUGCGAGAACGUUGGGUUGCCUGAGGCGGCGGUUGAUGAGGUUGUGUUGUCGGCGGUCGCUGUGUUGAUCAAGAAGAAGAGGCUUGGUAAGGAGAGGGAGGCCGUGGAGGGCUUUGGUGAGCUGGCUGGGGCGCUGGCUGGAAGUUGA